GACAAAAGUCUCUCAAUUGAUUCCAGCUAUAUAAUCUCUCCUCAAAAACAUUAGACAGACAGAGUUUGAGAAUGAAAUGAGAGAGAGAAGUUUGACAAAAAAGACAAACAAUCCACUCACACAAAACUCCACAAACAACAUUUCCAACAAACACAAAUCAAACACAAAGAAAGAACCUUUUUCUUUUUCAAACUACUCAUUACUCUCUCUCUCUUGAUCGUGGUGGUGGUUCACUUCAGCUUAUACUUCUUGUCUUCUUCUUCUUCUUCUCUCCAUCAACUAUGCAGCAGCAGCAGCAGCAGCAGCAGAGUGAGAUGGGUUUUCAAUGGCGAUGCUAAGAAUGGUUCAUUCACAUUCACAGUCACACAACAACAACAACCACAACAACAACAACAAUGACAACAACACUCACUUGCUCAAACCUGUCCUCCGUGAUUUUCUAGGCAUGAAACCCACUGAUAUUCCCACCGACCUUAGGUUACCGGAGGCAUCAGCCUCAGCCUCCUCCGCCGCUGCUCGUCCCCUUUUCUCCUCCACCUCUGAAACCGCUUCUGAAAAGCAGGUAUCGAAUCAUCUCGAGGGAGUUCCAUACUAUGGUCCAAGAAGUGAUUUUUCUGGCACUGAGAUAAGUAAUAGACUAGUGGGGAACAAGAGAAGUAAUUCUGAUUCUUCAUUUAUGGGCUCCUCUAGAGAUGCCUUUCAAAUGGUCCCUGAUUCCUUCCAAAACUCGCAUUUGAUGAAGGUCCUCCGAAAUGCGUCUGGAGGAGAAAGGUCUAGAAGGCCUAAUGAUGAUGAAGUGUUGCUUAGUAUGCAGUCAAUGAAGCCAUCUUCUAGUUCUCAGAUAUUUCAUCCUCCCGCCAACACUAAAUUUGAUGCGAAUAAAUGGGAAAGGUCUAUUCUCAUGAAUGCUGGCCCUUCCGUACAGCAUCCUCUGCGUGGAGGACAAUUGACUCCUUUUGCACACCAAUUAGCUUCAAACAAGAUUAGAGAUGCCAAUGCCGGCCCUUCAUUUAUCUCUCAGUCUGCAGCUGAUGAAGGAUCAAGAACUGGAAUCAAGGGCCCUGGAAUUUUAAGUUCCAUAAACACAGGUGCUACUGCUACUGAGAAAAUUUCGUCUGCUGUGUUGCUUGGUGGAAGCAGGCCAAAGCCUCUAAGUAAUAUAGUAGAAUCCUCCACACCUCCAAGUCAACAUGGGCUAACACCUACCAGCCGCCAGAUGACUAUCUUUUAUGGAGGUCAAGCUCAUGUUUUCGAUGAUGUUCACCCACACAAGGCAGAUGUUAUAAUGGCUUUGGCUGGAUCAAAUGGUGGAUCUUGGUCAACAACAUUCUCUCCGAAAUCUGCUGCAAAGCUGGUUAAUGAUAGUAACUUGCAUAGUGGAGAAAAUGAAACAGGAUUAGUGAGUAAUGUGGCAUUCCCACAAGAGCUUCAUGGGAAGCUGUCUUUUACUGGCAGUUCUAGCCGUGCCGUUGGGCCUGGGGAUCGUGUGUCUACUCCAGCCGGGGCACACCAAGGAAGCAUUUUUGCUAAAGAUACGAGAAAUCCAGUUCAACCAGCCAAUCCUAGUUCCGAAGACAAAAGACAUCAGUGAAUAGAGUUCGAGGCUAAAAUGCUUUUCUCUUCCUAUUCAAUGGAAGUCCGAAAAACUUUCUCUUAUUUAUUCUAAUUAUUAUAGGGUAUCAUCCUCUUUUGUCAAAUUUUCUCAUAAUCUUUCAAGUCCUUUUAUAUAAAAAGAUUAUGUGGGGAGCUAGAGUAGGAUGAUUGUUUAAAGAGGCCUAACAGAUACAUCAGCUAAAUUUAUGAACAUCAUUAAAAAUUAUCUUAUUUUGCAGUUUGUUAGUUUCUAAAUCAGUUACCUUAUAAGAUGAAGUAGAUUCUUGAUAUGAUUAGGAACAUCAACUUUAUAU
Trifolium pratense (red clover) is the source of this 1907-nucleotide messenger RNA. RefSeq names its product protein TIFY 8. The record is from RefSeq and is a predicted model, not a curated record. The transcript has 6 exons. Bases 326 to 1591 code for a protein of 421 amino acids. Gene Ontology annotation, biological process: regulation of defense response; response to wounding; regulation of jasmonic acid mediated signaling pathway. Lineage: Eukaryota; Viridiplantae; Streptophyta; Magnoliopsida; Fabales; Fabaceae. Gene Ontology annotation, cellular component: nucleus.